Messenger RNA from Puccinia graminis f. sp. tritici CRL 75-36-700-3, 3331 nucleotides. Its product is annotated as histone-lysine N-methyltransferase SETD2. Lineage: Eukaryota; Fungi; Basidiomycota; Pucciniomycetes; Pucciniales; Pucciniaceae. Gene Ontology annotation, biological process: regulation of DNA-templated transcription. Gene Ontology annotation, molecular function: protein binding; histone H3K36 methyltransferase activity. Gene Ontology annotation, cellular component: nucleus; chromatin; chromosome. The transcript is spliced from 15 exons. The coding region runs from base 66 to 2990 and encodes 974 amino acids. The record is from RefSeq and is a predicted model, not a curated record.
ACAGUCCAAAUUCUUUUGGCCAGCAUACUAACCACAACCACAACCACAACCAAAAGAGAAGGAAGAUGGAGAUCGAGGAGGAGAAGACGAAGGAGAAGGAGACGAAGAACUACGAGGAGGAAGAAGAAGGACCAUCGAGGAACCAAGAGAACAAGAAGAUCCUGGUCGAAGAGGAACACCAACAACAACAACAGAUCACCAUCCUCUCUCAGACCCCCGAAUCACAACACUCCACCUCAAGCACAUCGAUCACUCCUAUCACGCCUGCCGAAGAGCUCGUCAGCUGCCUGCCUUCCGCAUCGUCUUCGGCUCUCAAAACAAGUAGCAACAAGCCACGAAAAUCGAAAGGGAAGGAGAAGGAUGGGGUCCCAGAACACGUCCAAUUGAUCUCCGACCUCCCGCAAGCUAAUCAUCAAGCCUUGGAAACGUUCACUCAGAUCGACCAGAAUUGGUACCAAAAUAAGUCCCUAGGGACCACCAAACAACUCGAAGAUGCGAUGGUCUGUGACUGCACAUGGACCCCUGGCGACGAUCCGAGUUGGGCGUGUAGCGAACACAGCGGAUGCAUCAAUUACUUGACCCAGAUCGAGUGUCUUCAAGACCAAUGUCGAUGUCGCGAGAAAUGCCAAAACCAACGGUUUCAAAAGCGGCUUUAUGCGCCGAUCGAGAUCGUUCUGACCCCCAAGAAAGGGUUCGGAAUGCGGCUCCAAGCCGAUGUUCCAAAGGACACGUUCGUGUAUGAGUAUCUGGGCGAAGUGAUCGGGGUGAAAGCGCUACACAAGAGACUAAAAGAUUACGGCCAAGAAGGGAUCAAGCAUUUCUACUUCAUGGAGCUACAGAAAGACCAAUAUAUAGAUGCGACCAAGAAAGGCGGGUUCGGCAGAUUCCUCAAUCACUCGUGUAAUCCCAACUGUUAUAUUGGGAAAUGGGUCGUGGGGCGGCAGUUGAGGAUGGGCAUCUUCACCAAACGGGCCGUCAGGGGCGGCGAAGAACUCACGUUUAAUUACAACGUCGAUCGUUAUGGUCAUGAGGCGCAAGAAUGUUUCUGUGGUGAAGCUAAUUGCGUCGGCUUCCUGGGCGGGAAAACUCAGACUGAUCUAGGAGCAAUGGAUGAACUAUACAUCGAUGCUUUGGGGAUUGUGGAUGAUGUGGAGAACUUGAACUUGAAAGGUAGUAAGACGAAGAAGUCUAAGAGCAUGGACAUUGAUUACAUGCCGGUAAUGAAACCUAUCCCGCUCAAAGAUGUGCCUAAAGUGGCUGCAGCCAUCCGACAAUCAACCUCUAAUCGAAAGAUACUAUCGAAACUACUUCGGAGAAUAAUGAUCACGACGGAUCAGGCUGUUCAGAAACAGUUGAUGAGAUUACAUGGGUUUAGUUUGAUGAGUAUGAUCUUGAACGAGUAUCUAUCUGACCAAGAGAUUGUUCAAACGAUUUUAGAGAUUUUGUUGAAAUGGCCUUUGAUCACUAAGAAUAAAAUCGUGUCGACUAAUAUCGAAGAGACUGUUAUGAAGCUCUCGGAUAAUCCUUCUGAAGUCAUUCAGACUUUGGCUGCUGAGGUAAUUAAAAUGUGGGUGGCUUUAGAAGUUUCGUAUCGGAUUCCGAAGGAUAAAAAAAAUGGAGAGGUAGCGGAUGGUAGUAAACGUAAAGCGGAGGCACUAUUAGACCAAAUAUUCUCAAAACGAUUGCGAGAUAGUAAUGCUCGGAAGGAUAUUGGUGGCUUGAAGCUAGUAUCCGAGAAAGCGUUCAUCAGACCGGAAGCGGCGAAGCGUAUAGACCCGCAGACGAUCAAGCCCGAGAAUCUGACGCUUCCGCCGGAUUGGGCGUUCGAGCGGACGGCGGAAGGCAGGCCGUACUACUACCAUGUGGCCAUCCGAGAGACCCAAUGGACCGUGCCCACGGCCGCAGACGUGGCCCUGAUGGAUCGGCGACUGGCCGAACAAAUCGCUAGGCAGAAGGCCGCCGCCGCUAACGUCGAAGAUAUCGUCGCGAAAGCUAAGGCUGAGGCUGAGGAAAUUCGCAAAGCUAGCGAGGCUCAACGGGCGUCUGAGGAGGCCGAAAAGGCUAGACUGAAAUCCCUGCACUCCGAUCGUAAAGAUAAACUCCGCCCUUCUCGAUCUUCCUCCUCUCAUCAUCAUAAUCAUCAUCAUCAUCAUCAUCAUCAUAGGAAAAAAAAUUCAAAGGAACUCCCCUCUGGGGGGUCUGCAAAAGCCUCCUCCAGUGACUUGAAAAACGAGAUCAAUAACCCCGCCAAAGAUAAGAAAAUGCUCAGGUUGUUCAGUAACGUCGUCGUUCAUACUAUGUCAAGAUAUAAAGACUCUUUAGAUCACGAGCAAUUCAAACGACGUGCUAAAGAAUUAACGAACAUCUUGUGUGAGAAGGAACGGAAGUCGACUCAUUAUCAGAGCGAGAUGUAUGAAGAAAUGAGUGCAGCAAAGGAGAUGAAGAUCAAAGCAUUUACGAAGGAUUGGAUGGUCAAGUUAUUAACAAGAAAAGGCAUCGAGAUCCCGCCACCAUCAUCGACAGGAACAACAACAACAACUAUGGCAUCAACAUCGACAGGGAAGAAGCCGAUGACGAUGUUAGAAGAGGGGGGUCAUCGAAGAGCGGAGGACCGGGCGUUGGGAUCAUCGACGGCCGAUUAUCAGGACUACAAAGCGGCCGAUGACCGGCCCUCUGAGGCUCGUGAGCCAGAUCGACAUCCAAUCCCUUCGUCAUCAAGUAAUCCUAGUAGUUGUCAGAGCGAUCCAGACUCAAGACCUCAUCCUCGGACUCAGAAUCGGAGUCGACAUCGGAGCCGGAGUCGGAGUCGAAGUCGAAGUCGGAGUCGGAGUCGAAGUCGAAGUCGAAGUAGAACUGGUUCCCAUCGGAAUCAGGAUCGCACCUUUCGUCCUCCAAACUCUAGUCCGCAACGGGAUCGCAACCCUCUCCAAGAUCCCGCUCGUGCCGGUAGAGCCGCCAAGCCUUCGAGAAGAUCUCCGUCGCCUCUCUGAUCCUGCUUCGUCUUUCUUCUCUUGAGAGAACUCUCUCUUUCUUUCUUUCUUUGGUUGAAAAUCAUUCUCUCCAUCCAUGGGUCCAUCCGGCCCUGUUCGUCUUCUCUCCUCCCCCUCUCUCUCUCCCUCUUGGACUCUUCCUUUUUUGGUAUUAUUAUGGUUACCCCUCAUCAUCUUCUUUUUUUUGGUUUUUGCGUUUGUUUUGAUGGAUGGAUCGACGGACUUAGUAGUUAAUUUUAAUCCCCCCCCGCCCCCUCCUACACUUUCUUUGCUCUCCUUUUUUUUUACAUCAGAAGUUAUCCGGAUUUUUUUGUGUAAUUAAACCACUUCUUUCACCAAGC